Messenger RNA from Bursaphelenchus okinawaensis, 1297 nucleotides. Lineage: Eukaryota; Metazoa; Nematoda; Chromadorea; Rhabditida; Aphelenchoididae. The record is from the annotation of a GenBank genome assembly.
AUGCAGUUCGGAGACUGGGACCUAAGGCCGCUCGUCGUGUUAGGACUGCUGGGACUAUUACUAAUUGCAGGUGGGUUGAAAACUUAUAAACAUAUAAUGAAAGGUUUUCCUAUAGUAUGUUGUUUAAGGUAAGGUAGAGUAGAGUAGGAGAGCGUAGGGUAGGGGAGAGUAGGGUAGGAUAAAGUAGGGUAAGCUAGGGUAUAAAAGUUUCUCCAAAAAAAGCAAGACUUGUCGUACUAUACUAUUAAGGCUAAAUAGAGAGUUGAAUAGGUUUAUCAAUUUAAGGUAACGUUCGUUUCCACGUAUUUUACCUUUUCAGAAACAAACGCCCAAGAAGAAAGACCAGACGCCUGCUCAUCGCAACAGAUUCUAACCUCACCGUGCCGUUGUUGUAAAAUGGAUUGUUGGUACGCGAUAUCAAAGGUAAUUUAUGUUAAAUUGUCAUGUAUAUGUUACUAAAACAUUGUCACCAUUGUUUCAGUAACGUAUACAAUCAACUUGGGUUUAAGGUGGUACUGUAUAGUACUGCAAGUCGUUAUGUUUAAAAGUUUGAAUGUUUGGCCAUUUUUCAAAGAACCAAUUCAUACCAUAACCCCUAUAAUACUGUUUUUGAUUACUACCAUCCUUUUCCUAUGCUCACGUAAUUGCAAUCCAGGAAGAUUCAAGUGCAAUAUUGACGUCUUACCGCUCCUCGCUUUAAAGAUCUUCCGCCUACACCUUGUUGAAAUUUAAAAAUAGACAAAAUUGAAUUACCGUAUUGUGCCAAACUUAAUAAGACGUAAAACGUUACUAGAUUUAAAACAAGUUUCGGUAACAAAUUGGCUUAGAUUUUUAGGAAAAUUGGUAUAAGUCAUCAUAAUGAUCAUUGAUACCCACAAAAAAAUUGAAAAAAAUUUUUUUGAGAAUCUCCCCCCUCCCCUCCCCUCUCAAAAAAAAUAUGCUAAGGAAGUCUAAUUCAAUAAUAAUCAAAAAAUAUUUAUUAUGUUGUUCAAAUAAUUCUGUGCCCCGCCCUAAAAAACAAAGUUUCGCAGUUAGACAGCACGGAAUUAUUUGAACAUAACAUAAUUUUAAAAAUUUUACCUAAAAUCAUAUUCGCAAAACUGUUACCUAAACUAAACAAUUUUGCCAUUUUCAGACCGCCACACACGAACUAGGCCACGUGCCCGGCCAGGCGGGCGAGAACGAGGCCUUGGCCACGCUAAAACUGAUCCGCGCCUGUAUGAUUGAGGAAUGCGCCGAACUGUGUCCGGCGCAGCGUACGCCGUUCCGGCCUCGGCGGCUGGCGCAGGACAAGUGA